Parasteatoda tepidariorum (common house spider) is the source of this 1487-nucleotide messenger RNA. RefSeq names its product profilin chickadee (gene chic). NCBI's taxonomy places the organism in Eukaryota, Metazoa, Arthropoda, Arachnida, Araneae, Theridiidae. The record is from RefSeq and is a predicted model, not a curated record. Gene Ontology annotation, cellular component: cell cortex. Gene Ontology annotation, molecular function: actin monomer binding.
CGAUUUCUGUGCCCUCUGUUGGCAGUCAGCUGAUAACAUUUAUCGGUUGCGGUUUUCACAAGUGUUCUUUCUAUUUUCUAAUCUGCUUCUUCCCUGUAGUUUCAGCGUUAGGGUGGUGCUACCAAAAAGCUCGUCUGUCUUGAAUUAUUAUUGCAAGGACCUUUAUUAAUAUAUUAAAAUGUCUUGGCAAGCAUAUGUGGAUAAUCAAAUUUGUUCACAAGUAUCCUGUAGAUUAGCUGCAAUAGCAGGAUUACAAGACGGAGCGAUAUGGGCCAAAUUUGAAAAAGAUGCAAGCGUUAUGCCGGUUACACAACAAGAACUGAAAGUAAUUGCUGAUACUAUGCGAACCAAUCCUGGCUCUUUUACAGAAUCUGGUAUAUAUCUUGGAGGUGAUAAAUAUUUCUGCUUGUCUGCUGAAAACUCAUUAAUUAGAGGUCGAAAAGGAAGUUCUGCGCUAUGUGUUGUUGCCACUAAUACCUGUCUCUUAGUUGCCGCGACUACUGAUGGAUUUCCACCAGGACAGCUCAAUACAGUAAUUGAAAAAUUAGGAGAUUAUCUUCGAGCCAGUAACUAUUAGGUUGAUUGCCAUUCACCCCCUUCUGUGUGUGAAAGAAUCUUCAACUUCUGUGAAGACUUCCAGUUUGUGGCAUUGUCUGUGUUAAGAGGAGGGAAUACACUUAAGGUUGUAUUUUCUUCUCUUGGACCUGCAACAAGAAAUCUCCACCCAAGAAAUUGCUCUGGAUUAAAACUCAAAUUUCUAAAUAAUCGAAAUAACUUUUUUCCAAACUUUUUGUACUUAAUUCUUUUGAUAUAUAAAUACAUCCUGCUUUUGCUUUAUAUUAUUACCAGUGUACGUGAAAAAAAAGUGCUAGUCACCAACUUGCGUUCAAGUGGCCGCCAUUUUUAACUGUAGUGGAGAUUUAAAUUUUGAAUUUAAUUGAAAAUUUUGAUGGGGGGUGAAAGCAGGUAUUCUUUAUAUAUAGUGACUUGUGCUAUUGUUUUUUGAAAGUAAUUAGUGUAGCAUUGAAAAUCAUACCUGUUUAGUAACUAUUUGCAUUGCUAAUCUAUGAAAAAAAAUCAAUGUUCGUGUUAGUGUCUGAUGCCGCAUUUUUAGUUUUUUUUUUUAUUUGUCAUGCGUAAAUCUACACUCAGUUUUGUAAUUCUGCUAGUGUUUUAUAUAUUACAUUAAAAAUUGUUUUGGUUUUUGAAAGAUUUUAACUACAAAUUUUUAUUUAAUGUUUGCAUUGAUAAUUUUUUUUUUUCAAAUUUUGGAGUGAAAUCAUUUUUUUUAAGUAUUGAGAUUGUUUUUUUGAUUGGCUUGCAGUUUUCAUUUAAGCAUGUAACACAUUCCAUUUAAUAUUUACAGCUUUUUUUUUCUUAGCAUGUAUCAAUAAAUCUCAGUGGAUUCUGAUAUUGAAUAUCCCAAACCUGCUUUUUGUAAAAUCAAUAACACCCUCUGGGUAACCGAAUAAAAGAUGUCAUUCCAA